GAAAGAAAUCAAGGGUGGCACAAAGACAAUCAAAAUCAAGGGUGGGUGACCAGAUUAAACAAAAGCUGUACCAGAUUGAUCAAAAGAAAGACAAUGCCGCGCUCAUCGAAGAGGAAGUAUGAGCGUUCCUGCUCGUGUAAAGCAGGCGCAGUUGCUUUGACCAGCAGUAGUACUAUUAAGGCAAUGAGGACGACCUCAGAGAAAGCAUCCUGCCCUUUUUUUUUGGUGGAUCCAAUCGUAUCUAUCCUAAGCACGUAGCCCCUUUACUUCAAGAAUAGGCACAUCAGUCAAUCAAUCCAUCAAGCACUUCCUUAGACCAUCAAAUCCCCUGAGCUCCUUUUUCUCGUAGGGAGAAAAAUAGAAGCACGCAUCAAAGGAUGCUGUUAGAUCAUCAUUCCUGGGCCUUGGCUUCUUUUUCAAGCGGAAAAUGAAGGCACCGCCUGCGUCGUCUCAGGAUAUUUACCUCACGUCUCAGCCCUCCAAUGAUGCCAUUACAUCGCCCAACACCACAGUGAUUAUAGAGGCUGCGCCGAACAUCAUGCUAAUAGAGUCUCAGUCCAUAGGAGUUACGCAAAGCGCAUCGCGUUAAUUGAAUCAACACAGUGAUUUCUCUCUCUCAAGAGAAGAUAAAUGCUUCUAAUACUGCUGUUUCGCUGGUAGGGCAGACUGUGGUGGUCUCAGGCAAGGAAAAUCUUCGUGGUUCCGCGUCAUUUUGCCAGUCCGCAUCCUGUGGAAAGUCUGCGGAUGCGACUACUUUAAGGCAAAGCUCUCUGCACGGAUACAGAAUAUCUUUUGUUUUUAAAGGAGCUCCACGCGAAGGGCCCAUCACCUAACCUAACUGACCCCAACAAAAGGAGAGUCGUUUCUUGAAUUCGAAGGCUUACGGGCUUGCUCCUUUCAGUUGUACCUCAUCACAAGGAAACUGGGACUGAAAGUAGAGUCCCUAAUUAAGAAAGAAAUGAUAUGACAGAUGAACGAUGAACAGAGGAGAUGGGGCAGAACCAGCUAGAUCAGCUGGCAGAAAUCUUCAGGGAAAUCGUUGGCAGGCUGCCGAAUGACGGGUCCUCGUUAGCAAGGCAGCGAACUCUUUAACUAUAUAUGUACCAGGGAGGGAGCCACCCCCCUGUGGCUGGAGCGGUGGUGGCGUCGGCGCGCCCUUUUUUCCGCGGUGGUGACGUGCAGGGAUUUCCGGGGGGGAAGGCCUCAAAAGGCGGGCCGGAGUCCCCUGGCGGCUCUCCGUGUGCACCCCACAGGCGUCCCGGCUCUUGGACCCUAUUAGGGGGACGGCCGUCGGGGGUAGAAGGCCCCCGAAGGCGGCCACGGUCGCGAGGCCUGGCCCCAUUGGCCCUCACCCCCCCAAUUGGUGACCCGGGGGGCUGAGGACCAAAGGCGAGGAGGAUUCGGGACAAGGCGUGCCCGCCUGGGUUCCGUCGGAUACAUGCAGCACGGCGAAAGGGGUCAAGCCUUGCAGCCUGCUGCCCUCGCACGCCUUCCGCCCCCCAAGGGGCUCCCCCGGUGAGGGACCCGCAUGCGGGAGGCCUGUAGGGUACACGCAACACGGCAAGGGGGUCAGGCCCUGCCACCUUUGCCGCCUUCGGAAGCCUUCCGCCCCCGGUCGCCGGAGCUUGAACGGCCUCGGGGGUUUGGCUUCUGUAGGGUACACGCAAGAAGCCGCGAGGGCGCGAGGGGAGGCGCUUGGAGGCUUUCCCGCUCGGCAGUCCCUCGAGAAAAAGGGGCCGGGGCUGGAGGCCCCCCGACUCAAAAACUUGGAUCGGGGGGGCAUGUUCGUGUAGUGAAGCUGGCUUUGGUUUUUAUUGAUGGCUCUUUGUUUUGCCUAGGCGCUUCUAGGUACCACUUUUAUUGAAGGGCGGCGCCGUGCAUUGAGUUACAGCAUCAAGAACUAUCGUCGUAUUCUUGCUGCUUUACGAAGAAGCGCUGCGGCUUUCUACUCGUGAUACAAAGAUAGCUGCAUCUACUCUAGGGUUGUAGUUAGUACUGAUAUUGCGAAUCUCACCUGAAAUCAUGCAGUACUCUACUUUUGUCGACCAAUACCAUUGCUAGCUCAUCUUCUGUAUAUAUGACACUUUCCUAGACACUUUCCUAGUCCAUUGCCAUUUCUUCUGCUCUAAGAGACACGGAAAGCACACCAGCUGCACAAGAAAGGCCGUUAAGCGGUGCGCCGGGAGUAGGGUCCGCAAGCACCGGUAGCGGCGCGCAAGGUCAGGCAGAUGAGAGGG
This is a messenger RNA of Amoebophrya sp. A25, 2237 nucleotides long. NCBI's taxonomy places the organism in Eukaryota, Dinophyceae, Syndiniales, Amoebophryaceae. The record is from the annotation of a GenBank genome assembly.